UGAAAUUCUAAGCCUAAAGAGAAAGAGUAACUACGGUGUUGAAGUGGUAAUAUGAAGAUGGAGAAUGAUAAAUCAGAUGAAAGACAAGGACAUGAGAAUCCUAUUGCUGAAGCAGACACUGAGAGUGGUGCCAGUGUGCCCUUCAUUGUUGAUUUGGGAUUUGAUGAUUCAGUUCUUGAGGCAGAAGCUGACCUAUUGUUUGAAGAUGAAUUCAACUAUGAAAAUGAAGACGAUGAGGAAUUAAAACAUGGUCGAGUACUGCUAGGGAAGUUGGUGACCAAUCAAAAGGGUGUUGGUAAAAGUAAAGGACACAAGUCUACUAACCACAACAUACUUGAAGAAGAUUUAGUUGUGGAGGAAGAUGGACAUGAAACUGAGUAUUUCAGCUCAAGUAAUGAAGGCAGUUACAAGUCUGGAUCACAAUCAUAAGAAGAAGAAGAGCCUGUUAGAAGGAAAAGCAAGUUUCCAAGUUUCAAAACAAAUGACAAAGUUGAGUUCUCAUUAAGAAUGAGCUUUGGAUGCAAAUCUCAAGUGAAAGAGGCAGUGGAUAAAUAUCUCUUCGCUAACAGGGCUUCUUAGAGGGGUGUAGGAGGCUGAUUGAAAUUGAUGGAGCAUUUCUAAAGUCUGAAGUAAAGGGUAAAAUCCUCACAACAGUAGCACGAGAUGCGAACAAUCAGAUGUUCCCUAUUGAUUGGGCAGUUGUGGGUUCUGAGAUUAAAGCUACAUGGAAAUGGUUUCUGGAGAACCUCAGAGAUGAUUUACAUGACAAAGAUGGACAUUUCUUUCAGAUCAAAAGAAGGGAUUGAUGCCAACAUUGUAUGAGACAUUACCUGAUGUUGAACACAGAAGAUGUGCUAGACACAUUUAUGCUUUGUGGAGAAGAUCACAUCCCGGGAUUGAAUUACAAAGGCAGUUUUGGAAGUGUUGUAAAUCUGCAUCAAAGAGAGAGUUUGAGAUGAAUCUAGAGAUUCAGUAUUACCAGUUUAUUUCCCCGCGAAGAGAUUUCCUAGCCUUUCUCUUAGGGAGAUCUAACCGUUCUUUCGGAAAGGAGAAAUCACGUGGAUACCAAAGGUCAAGGAUUAUCACCGCUAGGCUGGAAGAUAUGUAAGUUCUAACUCAGAUCUGUUAUUAUUAUCAUAUUCGUUAUUUUGUCAUAAUCAGGGAAGAUCUGUUUGGGAAAAUUUUAAAUUUCCGCUGCCGUACUUUCGAGGUACGUUACAUCUAUUUCCUAACAGUGGUAUCAGAGACAGACUGAUUUUAAUGACAUCAUACGAAUUUUGUAGAUACUUUGGUGGAACGAAAAUACAUAAUUUUCGGAUUAUGUUUUUGACCAAAGUUUGUUUUUGUUCAAAGUAGUUAUAUUUUGACUUGUGAAAUCAAUUGUGAUUUGAUUUGAGAUGCCGAUUAGGAUGAACUAGAGUUCUACCGGUUUUGAACCAUGAAGUUUUAGAAUUCUUACUAAAGUAGGGAAUAUUUUGUUUUUAAAAAUUAAAAUUGCUGUCUUCUUUUGUGGUUAUUUUUGUUGAUCGAUUUGGAGAUAACAUAGCAUCCAGACCUCUGCGACGAAGUCUGCGGCAUCCUCCCAAAUUAGAGUGGAGAGGUGGUGUUGGGCUUGUUUUCGAAUUUUGCCAAAUUUCUGGGGAAUUCUUUUAUAUGUAUAAACUUGUACAUAUUAUAAAUUGUACUAUCCCUAGAAGUUCAACUCUUUGGACCGGCUAAAUUGGAAUCAGCCUGGACAGUUUUUGUUUUUGCUGUAUUUUUUUUAUGGAUUUUUCAUAUUCCAUUUAAAGAUAAAAUUG
Messenger RNA from Cuscuta europaea, 1799 nucleotides. The record is from the annotation of a GenBank genome assembly. Lineage: Eukaryota; Viridiplantae; Streptophyta; Magnoliopsida; Solanales; Convolvulaceae.